GAUGAAGAGCGCCUUGCGGUCGCAGUAGGGACUUCAGACCUCAUCGGCGCUUCAACGCACAGACCUCCGCGGUCUGAGACGCGAACAGGGAGAGAAAACUAAAACCAGACCGUCCUCCCGGUCGACCCAUACAGCCUCCGGAGGGCUCAUGGAGAGCGGAGCCCUGCUUGUCCGAACCGGCGGCAGCUUGAUCGGAUGCCUUUCACCACAUCAGCGCCGUUAGAUGAUUUCCAUUCGGGAUUAAUUGGUUGAUCAAUGGCUUCCAAACAUGCGCUGCUUCGCAGAGGCGCCCGCGGGGAUGAGACGGCGGUGAAGCCGACGGGAUGGAUUCGGGACGCGGGGAUGGUGGCCGUCUGUACGCCGAAGAGCUGGAGGUGGUCCAGGACUCCGAGCGGGAUCAUCAUCGGGGCGCUCCUGGUUCUGGUGAUGCAGAGCUCUUUGGCCGCUGAACCUGAGGAAGGCCAUUAUGUGUCAAUGAAGAACAGUAACAUACCUCUGGACCCCACAGUGCCCCCAAUCCUGACUCCUGGAUUUAGAGACAGAGACGGCGUUAAAGAUGUUGCUCCUGGAGCAGGUCCUGAUGCUGAACUCAGACGUUGGCCUGAGGGAAAAGUGUUUGCCGAGGCCAAAACUGCAAUCUGGACAGAAACGCAGGAAGGAGUGAGUGCGGGAGCACAUGGAAAAGUCUUUGCAGAGGCUGGGAUUAUGACGGAAACUCGAGCGUGGGCUGAAGCGGGAUGGAGGCCGGUCCACACAGAGGAGGAAGCGCUGCCAAGCGUGCCCGAAGAUCCAGCUCCCAUGCUUGUGCAGGAGAAGCUGAGGACAAGUGGAGAGGUCCAGAGGGAGCAGGCGGCCCUUUCAUCAGUACUCAGCAUGCUGACUGAGACGACAGAGCUGCAGACUCCAGCAGUCAGAAAACCUUUAGGGCUGCUGUCUAAAGCGGCUUGGUCUAAAAGCUCUUCUUCAUCCAAGGCCUUAUCUUCCUCCACAACAAAAGCAUCCUCUCUUCCCUCCUCUCCAUCCAGUAAAAAACUGAGUCGGACUCCACCAUCCACCAAUUUGUCUGUGGUUAUUGGAAACAACAACUCCUCAACCAACUAUAGUUUGGAUGAAUUAGUGAGCGGCCUACCAGCGUGGGAUCUUCCCACUGUACCUGAAUCUCACCUGUCCACAGUGGGUGACCAUGAUAUCACACUUCCUCCCAAUGUAACAAGCCCUUUCUCCACCCACCAGUGGAAUACCACCAUGCCUGUGCGUCCCAGGAUCCCCAUACAGAACACAACUACAGCAGCCACGACCAUAAAGACAACCCCAUCGACAACCACCACUUCAACUGUGUCGUUUUCUACCACAAAGAGAACAGAAACGCCACCAGAAACCAUCACAGCCCAAAAUAACACCAGCCAGGACACUGUGACCGAUGGCAGCCUUCAGCUGACAACAGUAACCACAACAACACCCUCAACGACCACCUCUACUGUUAAUAGCGCAGAGAUGGCAACACAGGAGGCAGCGACUCCUGGGAGCACAGAGGCGUCUCUAUCGAACAUAACAGCUGCUGCACCCACAGAGGAAACAAGGCUCUUCGUCGCAACAACCGCGACUCUUCCAACAACGACCUCUACGACCAUGCCAGCCCCCACUACCACCACCACAGUUACUGUUCCCCCAACUACUACAACCACCACCACCACAACCACCACCACCACUCCAGCUCCCACUACAACCACCACUGCCUCAACUACUACUGCUGCUCCCACUACCACGACCACCGUCACCACUUCAACAACUACAACUACCACCACCACAACAGAAGCACCCACCACCACUAUGCUCAUCCCAGUUCAAACUACACCACUUCUGACAACAACCACACAAAGUCCCUCCACCACCAGUGCUGAGGAAAUGCCUCUCCCAUGCAAUGUGACGGAGAAGUUCUGGGUCAAAACAGUGUUGUCUAUGGAGCUGCGCAGGAAUCACCUGGACCUGAUCCUAAAGCAGAACCUUUCAAAAGGACUGAGCCAUGCUCUGCAGAGAGCCCUGAAUGACUCCAAAGCCUCUGCACAGGUGGAGCGAGACGACUGCAGCCCAAACAACCUGACUCUGGGUUACUACGUGACCAGCGGGAAAACUGUCUACGUUUCCUCCAUGGUUGUCGAAGCUCUCAAUGUUUACGGCUUUGACAAACUGCUGUCUGACAUUAGGCAGCACACCCCGCUGGUCAAGGCGGUUCUGGUUCCCGUGGCGACCUGGAUCAGCUCUCCCCACAUUCACCUACAGCUCAAAACAGUGUUAAGAUUUGUUGGACCUGCAGACAACAUCUACUCGUGCAGUUUUGUCCAGAUGCUGGAGCAGCGGCUUGAGAAUGCCUUUGAAGAGGCUCAGGAUAAAGUGUUGGAAACCUACAACAGACUCACAGUGGAGAUCCAGAGUGUUUCUCAGGAGUCUGGCUCGCCCUCGGUUACGCUGGUGUAUGUGGUGAAAAACCAGGAUGCAGUUCUUAAUGGGACAAUAUCCAGUGGGCUCCUCAACCAGCUGACUGCAGAGCUAGUGGGAUACUUCCUGUUCUAUCCUCCGCUAGUGAUAGCUGAGCCUCUUGAGUACCACAAUCUCAACACAUCCACAGCAACCAGGAGCUACUGGGUGAUCACAGUGAUCCAGGAUGUGGACACCUCCUCCUUGGAGGCCAACUACCAGAGCUUCGCCAGUCUCAUGGAGCAGCGGCUGGCUGAGCUUUUCCUCGUUGCUGGCAGGCAGGGCUCUCGGUCCAUGAGGUCCCGGCGGGCCACGUCUGUGGGCGGCUACACCGUGCAGAUGGUGAGCAUGCGACGGCUUCCAGGUCCAAAGAACCCAGCAGAGAUGACCUACUAUGCUCAGCUAAAUGGAUCCCCCAUCACAGGAUCUGCAGCUGCAAAGACUCUCAGCAGUCUGGAUUCCCAGACCAUGGCUCUGACACUGGGAUACUUUGUGCAAGUGCAGGCCGAACCUGUGGUGAAGACACCACCCAGCAACCUGUGGAUCAUGGCCGUUCUCACGCCUCUUUUCUUACUGAUGGUGGUGAUUGGAAUGGUGGCCUUCAUCCUGUGUAAAAGAAACAGAGUCAUUUUUAAAUCUGGUGCAUUUAGGACCUUCAAAACCCGCUCCAAGACGUCAUAUCGAAGGGAAGGCAGUUACCACCACCAGCCUGUACAGGGCUUUGACUACGCCAAGAAACACCUGGGUCGAACUGGUGAUGAGGCUGUCUCUGUUACCAAAGAGACGUUGGUGUUGGGCCUUGCUGUUCGAGAUGCUCCGCUAUCAAUGUCUCUGGAUAAGAAGGUUCAUCAGGAUGGGACUGCAAAUAAAAGACCUCCAUCAGCUGAUGUACACAAAGGAGGACGGUUGCCAAGUGAGGAGGAUGGUUCAGUGUCGAGUAACAGCUCAGGGAAGCUGAACACCAGCAAAAGCUCCUCGGCCCGGAGAACCGCAACAGGCAGCAGCAUCAAGAACGGCAAGGAGGAGCUGCACAAGAGGAGCAACACUGAACCAUAUGAGGACCAUUCAGGCUCUCUGCGUCUCAUCACCAUUAAACCCAUGACGGCCCAGCCCACCUACUCCUAUCCCUCCUCCUCCUUACACAGCCAGGACUCCGUGGUCGUCAACGGGGAGGCAAACCACGUUGGGCUGAAGCAGAAGUCGGACAUCGAGCACUACAGAAACAAACUGCGUCAAAAGGCUCGAAGGAAGGGAUACGGAGAGUUCUCGCUCUCUGAGAGUCUCAACCAUGGUUACAGUCACCGUGACAGCAGGCACAACCGACAUGAUGGCGGCAUCAAACCGCCCAUGACCGCUGAGGAGAAGAGGGCCUCUUUUGCAGGAUGUCAUAAGAGGUACUCCCACCCACGAGAGCCCACCUACUGGAGCCGUCAGUCUCUGAGCAGCCCCAGCCCAGUGGAGACAGAGAUGGACCUGCUGGUGCUGAGGGAGCGAUCCAGGAGGGGGAUCCGAAAUAACGGCUACGACGGGGAAGCAGAACCGUUUGAGGAGACUAACAUGGACCGUCUGAUGAGCUCUCUGGGUUACGGAGGAGGAUCCACUGGAACCGGGAACAGCAGUUUGGGGGUGAAAGCUCACCGCGGAUCCGACUCCUCCACACUCAGCUCACAGCCGUCCAUUGACGAGGUCCGCACGCAGAUGCACAUGUUGCUUGGCAACGCUUUCAGCCUGGCGCCUCCGGAUCAUGACCCUCCCUCCCCUCCAACGAACCACCGCCAUCACCACCAUCAUGCCCACAGUGUCUACAACCCCUCCCACAGCAGCCACUACAGUGAUGGUGUGACCAGCGCUCCGGGGACUAUGAACCACCCCUGUGGAAGCAGGCAGAGAAGCGCAGGUUACGAGGACAUGCAUCAAUGUAGCCUGCCUAAACCGGGUUUCCGGUUCACUCAGCUUCCCGAUAUGGGCAUCGGUUCUCCUCCGCCUCUAAUCCCCUCCAGACCGGGACCGCCACCUGGAACCUCAAUACGAUGUAACAGCUCUACCCCCGAUGUGAGUCUGAAGCCCCGUGUGUCUGAAGCAUCAGAUCUGCAGACCCAGCAGCACAACGGCGCCCCCUACCUGCCGCUCUCUAGGACACCGUUCCCUGCUGUCACUGUAGAUCAGUCCAUCAGCACCUACUCAGGAAACCCAAUCACAGCUGUCUAUGCUAUAUCAGCCAACCGUCCGGGUUAUUCAGACUACUUCGUCAUGUCUCCACCGUCCUCAUAUCGGAGUCCCUCCUGGAUGUCCUAUCCACCCGAACCUGAAGAUUUACCACGGCAGUGGAACGACACACCUAACUCUCGCCACCUGGAGACCAUCUGCUGAAGAUGGCCACCGGUGUCACCGAGCAGAAACACUCUGAAUCGGUAUCUCUUUACCACAUAGCUGACCUCUUUCCCUCUGAAGGCACUCUCCGGCUUCAUCGACCCUCGUCUCCUCUGACCUCCGUCUCAUCUAAGAACCUGAGAGCGAAGUUAGUUCCUUUGCUCCAGGAAAUCUUUCACUUUCUUCUCUUUAAUAUCUUUACAAGUGAGACCCUCAGCCAUAAAUUUUGAGCAACCCCUGGCCUCUGUAUUCUGCUCAGGCCCCUUUAACUCUUCUGCAGUGCCCACUGCUGUACAGGCAGAAGCCCCCUACACUGGUUGGUGAAGCUGAGCUGCGCUGAGCUUCCUGCAGUGUGAAAGAACAGAGUGAGUACAGCACAGUGUGACAAACUCUAGCAAUUAUUUGCCAUCUUCCCAGCACACGAUGGCACACAGUUGUCAGUACGUUACUGCCCCAGCAAUGGCCAUUACUACUCCGUGGCACUGGACCAGGCCGGUCUGGACUGGACUGGACUGGACUGGAACUGUCCUGGACUCGAGGUCCACCACAAAGCCAGGAAUGCUGAACUGACGUAAAACUGUGCUUUUUUUUUGAUGAAUUCAAAUUCCUCUGUAAAUCUUAUACAGCUGGUAAAUAUAUGUAUUUUAAACUUGAGUAAGGAAAAAAUUAAGGGAAAAAAGAUGAACAACAACGACAAAAAAAAAUCUCUGAUCCUCAGCUGUCUCAAUUUUAGUUUUUGGAUAUUUGUGUGCUUUUUGUCUUUCUUUUUUUUUUUCGCAUUGAAUAUUAUCAAUGGAUUACUAUUCAAAACAAAACCGUGGGUGUUGCUUAUUCACUCACAAUAUUUCAAGCAAGAAAUAUGCUCCAUUCUUUGAGGCAGAGAAAUCAGCGGCUUAGUUGUACGUGUUAUGAUGGCUUUUCUAUACUUUUGAAAAAUAAUUGUUUAACAUUUUCCUUCAGUAGAUUCAGUAAUGAAAAGAAGAAUUAGUCACAAUGUUCUGUCCAUCAUCUGUUGAUGACGUUUUUGUCCGUUUCUUGUCACUUUGGUCAAACUGAAAUCAUACAACCGUUCUGAGAUUUGUCCUCAACGUUGAGCGCUGUGGAUAACAUGAAUGACGCUUCGUUAGGAUGAUUUUCAGUUGUAGUUUGAACCAAGUCUCCUCUGCUGUGUGAACACAUCAGUAUUCAGCUGUUUUACUUGAAAGUUGUCAACCGUAUUCUACUGUAUAAAAAAAAAAAAAAAAAAAACUCAGACUUUUUGUUACUUUUGUCCAAAUAAGGACGGGUUUAAUAUUUGGAUUGUGUUUUAGGACAUGGUUCAAAAGACUGGUUGGAGCCAGACAUGAUGAGAAUCACAUGCAUUGUUGUAAAUAACAGAUGAUUUAAUGAAGAGAUUUAUGCAAGCAGUGUGGGAAGGAAACUUUGCUGGACAUUAUUCUGAUGCCAUUUUCCUUCUUCUUAGUUUCUUGGUGUUUAUGUUGAAGAAUGGUCAGAGGGUUUUUGUGGCACUCUGGCUUUCUGAAGGCUGCGCACAUUUCAACAUCAUCUGUACUACGAAGCAGGUUUUCUUUUAGAGAUUUGGCAGCUAGAAAUUUGAAUUGGGAUCACUCCUAAUGGAGAUGAAUGCAAUUUGGUAGUUAACGACUUUAUAAAUUGUUAAAACUCCAUAGUAGAAUUAUUAUACAACAUACAAUUUCAAUGAUGUUUUGAAAACAAGAAUAAUCUCUACUUCUGGAUUUUAUCUAAACAAAUAUAAAAAAACAUACAUAAAUUCAUCUAAAUCAUUCAAUAAAUAGUGGUAAAGGGUUUAGAACCUCUUUUAAUUUGAAAACACCAAUGCCUACUAAUGUCUGGUUGUUGCUCAUCAUCAUCAGCCAGUAGUUUCUCUUGGAUUUGACAGAAGUCCUUGGAUUGACCAUUAGUCAGAAAAAUGUGAAAGUCCCAGAAGGAUCUUUAGAAAAGGGAAUUGUUGAUUGACAUAAGUUUGUAGAAUCUCUUUGAACCAUUUUUAAACAACUGCAGAAUCCACCUUUAUGAGCUGAAGAAGCUCUGGGUUUGUUAAAGUUUUUUGGAUGUCACACCACUGCACCAAGAUCUGGAAGAAGACCCGAGCUGUUCCUUUUUAGAUGAAUAAAAAAAUGUCUAGGUUGUGCAUGAACAUCUCAGGAACCAAGUUAUCCUUUCAGUCCUAAGAAAACGUUUCCAACCACAUUGGUGGGCUGCCUCCCUGCAGUGAUGCUGGUGCAUUAGGAAAAGUGAAUGAAAGAAGGGGGCAACAGCCUAUAAAUCCUUCAACUUUGCCUCAAAUCCACAGCGAGGCGUUUUGUACUACUAUAUUAUUGGGUGUUCUUAUAGGACAAUGAUCCAAAUCACAUAAAAAUCUGCUUUUGCAAAGGACAGUGUAGAAUAACACAAAGAUUCUGCAACAAAACACAACCUAAAUCAAAUUGUUUCUGCCUGCAAACCAGACUAUCUAAAAUAGUUUGACAGUUUCUGUACAGUAUCUGUAAAACUGACAUAGCUUCAUCCUUGUCUACCCUGACCACAAAUCUGUUCUUCAGGAGGCAUUUAGAUUGUUCAGGUGGGUCACUGCAGAUUUUAGUCAGACCUAAAGGUGAUGAUUAGGAAACAGAAACUUGUUCUUGGUCUCAGUUCAGUUUGGGUGUUCUUCCAGACAGAAUUAAGCCAGAAGGUUGUUAAUGGCUCAAGUGGAAGUUAAGUGUAUAUUAAUUUGGGUAUAUGUAAAUAUCUAAUGAUGCAUAAAUGGUUAAACAAGAAGAAAGCUUGUAGUACAAAGAACCCUUGAUUUAAACUCAGAAUUUUCUCAAUAAGCAUCUAACCCUGCUUCGUAGUACUGGCCACUGGCAUCUCAUGACAAAACUAACACAACUACUGUCAACAAUAUUCCUGGCACAUCAUCAGCAGUAAUAGCCAUAAAAUAGUGGGAAUAAUGCAAUAUUUUAUUACCGAGAAUAUCUAAAAUGUAUUAUUUUUAGUGAAGAACUAAAAUUCUUUAAGCACUCUGUAUUUACGGCUUCUCAUCAUUUAGAUGUUAGUAAAGGAGGUUAUAGCCAUAUAUUAACAUCCCUUAGUGACCAUAAAACAGUCUUGUGUCAAAGUAAAUGAUACCAAAUAACUGAAAUGCUGAGGCACAAAAUCUGAAAUUAGUAUAUAUACACAGGUUUAGAUAGAUGGUAGGACACUUUUAUUGAAAGGACAAUGUUAACAGAGAAAAAGAGACCAACUAGAGCAAAGCUAAUGCUAUGUGUAAUCUACUGAGCUGCUCAGACUUGAAACUGUAAAGGAAGUCACAAUUAUACAACAGUGACAUUCAGUUGACCUGCAAUAGUGUCUAGCUAUUCAGAGAGAAACAAAACGCGAUCCGAAGGUGUUAUUUUCAUUUUGAUGUUGUGGUCCUAUGAAGUGGCUAGAGAAAGCACUUUGUCUUUGUAAAUUUACACACCUGAAAUCAAAACUGAAUAGAGGGAGUCUUCCUUUUCUUCUUAAUAACAGAUUAAUCUUAGGAUCAGCUCAACAAUAACUUGUAUUGAAUGUCAAUUUUAAAAUUUUGCUAGCUUCUAAAUCUGCACUGAAACCACUGAAAUGGGUGAAAAGAAAGAAAUAAUUGUCAUUUUGAAAUUGCUUUUUUUUUCUUGAUGCUGGCUGUGGAAAUUGCCUUUUUUU
This is a messenger RNA of Xiphophorus maculatus (southern platyfish), 8529 nucleotides long. Its product is annotated as UPF0606 protein KIAA1549L-like. The record is from RefSeq and is a predicted model, not a curated record. Bases 256 to 4845 code for a protein of 1529 amino acids. NCBI's taxonomy places the organism in Eukaryota, Metazoa, Chordata, Actinopteri, Cyprinodontiformes, Poeciliidae. The transcript has 24 exons.